Phoenix dactylifera (date palm) is the source of this 1986-nucleotide messenger RNA. NCBI's taxonomy places the organism in Eukaryota, Viridiplantae, Streptophyta, Magnoliopsida, Arecales, Arecaceae. The record is from RefSeq and is a predicted model, not a curated record.
CCCUGCAGUAAAUUUGGGGACGGCGCCCCUUUGAACCUGUCAAAGAGUACUUGAAAACAAGUUCAAUUGGUUCGGGAAUUUAAAUCGACAGAUACCUAACCAUGGAUCAUUCAACGACUUUCUUGAGCCGCAACAAAGUCAGUGUUGCUUACGUCGGUCACUAAGUUUUAGGUGAAUCGGAACGAAACCAGGAUAAAUUGCCGCCCGUAGGCCCUUGGACAUUGAAGCCCUUCCAAUUGCGAAUCCAUCAAUUUCCCUGCAUACUCCUGGAGACACAAGAGGAUGGGAAAGAUCAGCCUGGUUUUCCUGUCGUUCUGGGGCGCGGGCCACCUGGUGCCCAUGGUGGAGACGGCCAAACGCCUCCUCCGGUUCCAACAAGAGGAGAAGCUCUUCUCCGUCACCGUCCUCCUCGUCCAACCCCCAAACCCGGCAUCAGCCUCCACCUUCUCCCCCUACGUUCAGUCCGUCGCUUCCUCCGGCCUCGAUAUCCGCUUCCAAGACCUCCCGCCUGUGGAUCCCCCCACCGACACCGACGGCGCCGAGGACUUCAUCUCCCUCUACAUCCAGAGCUACAAGCCCCACGUCAAGGCCGCCCUCGCCCUAUCCUCCAUCCCCGUCGCCGCUCUGGUCCUCGAUCUCUUUGCCACUACUAUUAUUGACGUGGCUGACGAGCUCGGUGUCCCGUCCUACAUCUUCUUCGCCUCCACUGCCGCCAUGCUCGCUCUCACGCUCCAUCUCCCGAUUCUCCACGACAAGAUUCCGGUAGAAUUUGGGGAAUUGGAAGGCGACGUAGAGGUCCCUGGAGUUCCUCCCAUUCCGCCCCUGUCCAUGCCGACUCCCUUAAUGAACAAGAAGAGCCGGGUCUACACUUGGUUUGUCUUUCACGGCAAACGGUAUCUGGAAGCUAAAGGAAUUAUAGUUAACACGUUCAAGGAGCUAGAGCCAGGACCACUGGAGGCACUAAUGGAGGGCCUCUGCGUGCCAGGCCACCCCACGCCGGCCAUCUAUCCGGUAGGACCAGUCAUCGCCCUUGAGGAUGACGCGGAUAAGGCUAAUUCCGAGCGGCACGAGUGCAUAAAGUGGCUGGAUGGGCAACCACCGGCGUCGGUGCUGUUCUUGUGCUUCGGGAGCAUGGGCAGCUUCGGCGCUGCACAGGUGCGAGAGAUGGCUCUCGGGCUGGAGCGAAGUGGGCACCGGUUCUUGUGGUGUCUCCGGACACCUUCGACGGGGAAAUUCCGGCACCCGGUCGAUGCAAAUUUGGGGGAAGUAUUGCCGGAGGGGUUCUUGGAGAGGAACGGGGAAAGGGGAUUGGUGUGGCCAAGUUGGGUGCCGCAGAAGGAGAUAUUGGCUCACGAGGCGGUCGGGGGAUUCGUGACGCAUUGCGGGUGGAACUCGACCCUGGAGAGCUUGUGGUUCGGGGUGCCGAUGCUUGGAUGGCCGCUGUAUGCGGAGCAGCACCUGAAUGCUUUUGAGAUGGAGAGGAUGCUUGGGGUGGCUGUGCAGCUCAAGGUGGACAGGAAGGGAGGGGGAUACGUUGGAGCCGAGGAGUUGGAAAGGGGAGUUAGGUGUUUGAUGGGGGACUCUGAGGAGGGGAAGAAAGUGAGGGCGAAGGCUGAAGAGAUCAGACUGGCAAUAAAAAAUGCCAUAGGGAAAGGAGGGUCAUCGUAUAAUUAUUUGGAGCAACUAGCUGCGGACAUGAGCAAAGGCGGGGCUUCAGACAAAUAUUAAUGAUGUUGUACUUUUUCCUUUGAGCACUCCCUUGCUGUUCGAAUAAGCUCUAGAUCGUCCUAGAUGCUCGCUAGUAUAAGAUGACAUUGCCUGGUGAAAUUGAGGACAUGUUAAAUUAUUAGCUUACCCUACAAGUCAAUGGCUAUGACUUGGCUCGGCGAUGAGGCUACUGAAUUGCCAUUUUAUGUAUACAAUAUUUCUUAGUUAUGGCUGUGACACUUACCAUUUUACCCUCAAUGCAAUAAUUUGGUAUCAUCA